This is a messenger RNA of Austrofundulus limnaeus, 2199 nucleotides long. RefSeq names its product solute carrier family 1 member 2b (gene slc1a2b). Gene Ontology annotation, molecular function: glutamate:sodium symporter activity; L-glutamate transmembrane transporter activity; neutral L-amino acid transmembrane transporter activity. Gene Ontology annotation, cellular component: plasma membrane. The transcript is spliced from 11 exons. Bases 333 to 2042 code for a protein of 569 amino acids. The record is from RefSeq and is a predicted model, not a curated record. Gene Ontology annotation, biological process: L-aspartate transmembrane transport; L-glutamate import across plasma membrane. Lineage: Eukaryota; Metazoa; Chordata; Actinopteri; Cyprinodontiformes; Rivulidae.
GAAGGAGGUGCGUGCGGGUGAGUAAAGCGCCGAAGAGCGAGGUGAGGCACAGCUCAUUUCAGUUGGACCGUUGAGCUGUGGACCUCCUCGGAUUUUACAGCCUGAGGAAAAAAAAAAUACAAAAAAUAAAAGAAAAAAGAAAAAGAAAAAAAGAAAAGAGAAAAAAAAGAACUAACAACCCGCCCCUGUUUGGUGCGUAAAGCGCUCCUGACCCGGACCGCUGUGCGCUCUGCGGCUCGCUGUGGCUCACCUGGUGCUCUGAAGCGGAUGAGAGAAGACUCUGCAGACCAAAAAACUUUUUUCACCGCGGUGUCCAACAAAGUGCCAACAGUAUGCCUAAACAAGUGGAGGUGAGGAUGCACGAGAGUCACCUGGAGCCCAUUGAAGCCAGGCCCCAGUCAAAAUGUGCUCAGAUAUGCUCCAAGAUGUUUAAGAACCUCCUGCUCACACUCACUGUCCUCGGUGUGAUCUUGGGAGCAGUAGCAGGGAUGUUGCUUCGGGUUGCCUCCCCAAUCCACCCAGAUAUUGUCAUGGUGAUYGCUUUUCCUGGAGAUAUCCUGAUGAGGAUGCUGAAGAUGUUGAUCUUGCCACUCAUUAUCUCUAGUUUAAUCACAGGUCUGGCCGGUCUGGACGCCAAAUCUAGUGGUCGCCUGGGCACCAGAGCUAUGGUCUACUACAUGACAACCACUGUUAUUGCUGCUGUCCUGGGAGUCAUCCUGGUCUUAGUCAUCCACCCUGGCAACCCCAAACUGAAGGAGAAUCUGGGYGAGGGCGAGAAAAAUGACGACGUGUCCAGCUUGGAUGCCUUCUUUGAUCUGAUCAGAAACCUUUUCCCRGAAAACCUGGUGCAGGCUUGUUUCCAGCAGAUUCAAACAGUCACAAAGAAAGUUGAAGUGGCUAUUGAGGAGGAAGUCAAUGCCACAAGUGUGGAGGGCCUUGUGGCUAACAUUACCAAGGAGCCUCAAUACAUCAUCAAAAAGUCCCUUCAGUUUAAAAGCGGCAUGAAUGUGUUGGGUUUGAUUGGGUUCUUUAUCGCCUUUGGCAUCUGCAUGGGUAAGAUGGGAGAGAAGGCCAGACUCAUGAUUGACUUCUUCAAUAUCCUCAAUGAGAUUGUGAUGAAACUCGUCAUCAUGAUCAUGUGGUACUCUCCCUUUGGUAUUGCCUGUCUGAUUUGUGGCAAGAUCAUCUCCAUCAAAGACUUGGAGGUGGUGGCCAGGCAGCUUGGCAUGUACAUGGUGACUGUGAUCAUUGGCCUAAUCAUCCACGGAGCCAUCUUCCUGCCCAGUAUUUACUUUGUUAUCACCAGGAAAAACCCUUUCACMUUCUUCCUGGGCGUCUUCCAGGCCUGGAUCACUGCUCUGGGAACAGCUUCCAGUGCUGGUACACUGCCUGUCACCUUCCGUUGCCUGGAGGAGAAUCUGGGAAUCGACAAAAGAGUUACUCGUUUUGUGCUCCCAGUCGGUGCCACCAUCAACAUGGACGGCACUGCUUUAUAUGAAGCUGUGGCUGCCAUUUUUAUUGCUCAGAUGAAUGGCGUCAUCCUUGAYCCCGGUCAGAUUGUCACAGUCAGUCUGACAGCCACUUUGGCCAGUGUUGGGGCAGCCAGUAUUCCCAGUGCCGGCCUGGUGACCAUGCUGUUAAUCUUGACGGCUGUUGGCCUGCCAACCCAGGAUAUCAGUCUGCUGGUUGCUGUCGACUGGCUGCUGGAUCGAUUCAGGACCUCUGUGAACGUAGUGGGCGACUCCUACGGUGCGGGGAUCGUGUACCACCUGUCUAAAGCAGAGCUGGACGAGCUGGACGCGCACAUGGCUAAAUCCGACGACAUUGAAAUGAUGACAAAGACCCAGACCUAUUACGACGACAUGAAGAACCACCACGAAAACAAUUCCAACCAGUGCGUUUUACCCACAACUGCUUCCACAACYRCAACUGCYAAAGCUAACAAUUCUGUCUUAGUAGAUGAAUGCAAGGUAACCUCAGCCACUAACGGCUCUGCUGCGGAGUGCACGCUUGUCGAGGAGGAACCGUGGAAACAUGAAUAAUGGCAGCGCAGAGAUCCCCUGCUCCUGGGCUCCACAAGCUUUCCUAUCUGGUGAUUUAAAAAAAAUAAGAGUGAAUGAAAUGUCACAUGAACAGAACUACUAAUUGUUUUUUUUAUGUAGUUUCCUUUUUUUAUUAUUAGUCCCUUUAAAAAAAAGA